Messenger RNA from Zootoca vivipara (common lizard), 3760 nucleotides. RefSeq names its product KLF transcription factor 10 (gene KLF10). Gene Ontology annotation, biological process: regulation of transcription by RNA polymerase II. Lineage: Eukaryota; Metazoa; Chordata; Lepidosauria; Squamata; Lacertidae. Gene Ontology annotation, molecular function: RNA polymerase II cis-regulatory region sequence-specific DNA binding; DNA-binding transcription factor activity, RNA polymerase II-specific. The record is from RefSeq and is a predicted model, not a curated record.
AAGAGAAAAAUAAAGACAGCGUCAGGCAGAGAACGCCCGGGGCUGGGAGGGAACUUGUCAACAGCUGCAGCCUCGCUGGUUCAGCAUCAGGGCUGCAGCCUGACAAGGGGGUAGGGAAGAGAGAGGAGCCUUACAUCGGUGGUCAUGCUGAAUUUUGGAGCUUCUCCUUUCCAGCUUACUCAGGAAGGAAUGGAGGUGAUAACUGAAAAGCAGCACAUUAGGAGUGAUUUUGAAGCAGUAGAAGCUUUAAUGUCCAUGAGCUGCAGUUGGAAACCGGACUACAAGAAGUACGUUGAACUGAGACCAAUAACACCAGCAUCAGAUACAUCUGAAGAAUUUGAGGACAAUCUGCUACCUGCUACUGACUUUCAAAUAUCAGCCUUUUGCUUGACUCCGCCCUACAGCCCUUCUGACCUUGAAAUGGCUCAGGCAGUCCAUCCUGCUGCACCAGCGCCACCUACUGUAAAGAGCAAGUCACUUGUUGACACUUCUGAGCAGGACGCUCCAACAGCUUUUAAGAAGACUGAAAAAGUUUCAGAAUCGAGAAUGCUGAAAGCACAGGCGACAAGUGUCAUUCGCCAUACAGCCGAUGCUCAGCUUUGCAGUCACAUAACCUGUCCAGCAAGAACAGACAGCAUUUUGAGGUGUCGGGAUGAUUGCACAAGGGAAGCAAGGCAACAAGGCAAAGCAAAAGCGAAACAAGAUCCAUCUUGUGAAACCGUGUCACUGGCUGCUGCAGUGUCUGAAGAUAAGCGGCCAAAUGUGAAAGAAGAAAAACAUUCAGUGUUGACAGUCAGUCCAGUGCCUUUCAUGAAGACCACACUCAGUAGUCCUCUGCCUGGUUCAGCACAACCCUCUUCCCUGGUAGUUCCCACAUCUCCUGUGCAAGCAGGGGGAGUCCCUCCUGUCCCAAUGGUUUGCCAGAUGGUUCCACUGUCUGCUAGCAACUCUGUUGUGACAGCAGUAGUACCCAACACUCCCUGCAGUCAGUUGUCACCAAACCUUUGUCAGCCUAUGGUGUUCAUGGGAGCCCAAGUUCCCAAAGGAGCUGUUAUGUUUGUUGUUCCACAGACUGUUGUUCAGAAUCCAAAAGCACCUGUGAUCAGUCCCAAUGGCACCAGGCUCUCACCUAUUGCUCCUGCUCCAGGUUUUGCUCCUGCUACAACAAAAAUCACUCCAUCCAUUGACUCUUUAAGAAUAAGAAGCCAUGUGUGCAGCUAUCCAGGAUGUGGAAAAACAUAUUUCAAGAGUUCCCAUUUGAAAGCACAUGUUAGAACACACACAGGAGAGAAGCCAUUCAGCUGUAGUUGGAAGGGGUGUGAUAGGAGAUUUGCACGUUCUGAUGAACUGUCUCGCCAUCGCAGAACACACACAGGAGAGAAAAAAUUUGCCUGUCCAAUGUGUAAUCGACGAUUCAUGAGGAGUGACCACUUAACAAAGCAUGCGCGUCGCCACUUGUCAGCCAAGAAGUUACCAAACUGGCAGAUGGAAGUGAGCAAAUUAAAUGAUAUUAUUGUACCUCCUGUUUCUGAUCUUGCACAGUGAAAUAACACCAACUGACAAUACUGUUAACUAACUACUGUCACUGUGGUUGGAGGUUCACGGUGACACAAAACAGCUUGCAAAAUGUCUGUGGUUCUGCACUGUCAUCCUUUGAUGGUGCAAGAACAGACGGAGAGGCAAUGGCUGUCUGUACUUCUGAGAGCAGCAGUGACCAGAAGGGCUGGAGGUUUCCUUUGUACUUGGAGAAGUGGAAGUGUCAAUGCCAGCACAAGAAUGUGGCUUUAAGUGUGGAAAACAAUUCAGCUGCUCAAUGCGUCUAGGUUUAAGCCAGAGAGGUAUGCAGGUGUUGAAACUUGUGAAGAGGUGUUGUAAACAAAAUACGUAAGAAUACCAGUUUAUGAUAUGGAAUCAGGGAUGACCUGUUUAUAGCAGAGUGCUGUAAUUUCCUUUUGGUUUAUUCUCUGAGGCCCAAUUAUGAAGAUGAUGGAAUUCCACUUGAGUACCUCCAUAUCUUAGCAUAUAAACUAAAGCUGUUCCAAACAACUGUUAAGCAUAGACUUGAGUGAGAGAUGUUGUAUGGUUCCAGAGGUGUUAAACUAUUCAAAGUUGAUCUAUUCAAUUAUUACUACAAGCAAGUCCAAUAGUAUUUUUACUGUACCCUUAGACAACAACAUGAUUAGUACCAUUAGCUGUACCAGCAUCUUUGAAUAUUUCUGCUUUUAAGUUGUGUAUUGUUUCCUGUAUACCUAUACAGUUCUAUACCAUUGAAUUUUUCAAAACCUUGAUACAUUGCACUUUGUUUAAAAUAUAAUCCUUAAAGAGUAAACUACGCAGCUUGUAUUAAGCAGGAAGGACAAAGGUUGUAUGGUAUGCUACUUUCUGAAAAGUUACUCUGGGCGAUAGUUUAUGAUAGAAGUAUAUAAGUUGCUUUUAUAUAUUGAAGGUAUAGUUUAAAUUUGAUUAAAAUCAGUAAAAUGGGGUUGGUGUAGGAAAUGGAGAGAGUAAAGACACCAGCCCCAAAUGCUUUUUUCUGCUUUGUAUUGUACCAUACUGAAAAAAGUGAACUAUUGGAGAAUGGUGUAAUAUCUAUUUUGUGACUACUGUACUUUAAAAUUUUUGCACAAUAUUUCUUAUAAUGUACUUUAUACCUUGUUUACAAUAAAGAUACAGUUUUCUUUAAUAUAAAAUGUGUGUGUUCUCACUUAAUUUUCCAAGCAAAUGAAAAAAUUAACAUUAAAACCUAAAUGCAACACUCAUUAAAACAUAUGUGGCCUUUUCUAAAGUCAGUGAACUCACAAUUUGGUUCCACCCUCACAAUCAUGCAGUGUAUAAAUGUUACAAUUUUUUAAAUUAAUAUUAAAAAAAGAUUAUCUAGAGCAGUGUUUCCCAAACCUGAGUCUCCAGCUCCUUUUGGACUACAAUUCCCAUCAUCCGUGACCGCUGGCCUUGCUAGCUAGCAAUGAUGGGAGUUGUAGUCCAAAAACAGCUAGACACCCAAGUUUGGAAAACACUGAUCUAGAGCAUGGUACUGUGCAUCAAAAUUUAUUAGUCCAUAUAUGUUCCCUUCAGUAAGUGCCUGUAAACACAAACCCUGAGUCUUAAAAAUAAUGUUAUAUAUUUGCAUCCAUACUAUAGACCCCAACAUGGAAAAUCUUAUUUGCAGCAUGGUUGAUUAAGCCUGCCCGAUUACAGGCAGGUACCUCUAUGACACUCCUCCCACCCCCACCUUUGUUGGUCUCUUUCAAUUUUGAUUUGUUGAAAAACAAGGGGGGGGGAAUCUAUUUCAUAUUUCUGAUUGCUGGAAUGGGAGGUUGUCCCUUGCUCUUUCUUACAUUAAAAUAAAAGCUUCGUGGUGUGUAUUCUUGCUUGUAAAUUUUUAAAAGAACAUUAGCAGCUUCACACUGGCCAGCAGGCCUGUGCAGAGGGGAAAGGCAGCCGGGUACGCUUCCCCUGGGCCUCAGAGGGCUAAGCUGGUCAGUGGGGGUGCCUGCCAGACAUGCUGUCAUGCCAAGAACACCCCAUGCCUCCCAGACGCCCUUGGGCCUCAGAUAAGCUAUGCACAGGCCUACUAGCCAGCUUAGCUUUAUUAUGCUUGUGUUUGUCCUUCAAUAGGUAUUUCAAGGUGAGGCUGUCCAGAAUGCUGACUGUAGAGAUCUGAAGUGCUCUGGAUGAAUGUUUCCAAGCUAAACAGCAUUUUUUUAAAAAAAAAAAAGUUAAAUGAACCCUUUAGUUUCUAAAAAUGAAAUAAAAUUUGUUA